AUGGAAAUGAGAGCAUCGCCCAUUCCAUCCCUGCCAUGUCUUCCCUACAACGAAGAAUGGACUGUGGCCAACAUAUCACGCGACGAAAUCACAGGCAACCUGAAAACUUCUUUUUCGAAUCGAACACUUGCCGGCGUCGAGUGUCAAUGGCACGAAACCAAGGUCGAUUGCCUCAAAUUGGAGAAGACGAAACAGCUUACGGCGAUGGCUAUUGAAGCCCGCUUACAUUCGAUCCUCCCAAUCACCCCGUCGCUAGACAUCAUGAUCGCCAAAAUAGCUCGAUUCGAAUGGGAGAUGCCACGCAUCGAACAAGAACAAAGAGCAUAUCAGCUACUCGAGGGUUCCGGUCUAGCCCCUCGCUUCCUCGCACAUGUCCAUGAGCAUGGACGCAUCGAUCUCAACGUCUGCGAAGCUGCCCUCAGAAAGUUACACGGACUAGGACUUUUACAUGGCGACGUAAACCGGUACAGCUUUAUCAUCACGCAGGAAGGUGUAAAGCUCCUCGACUUUGAACGCGCUCAGGAGAACGCGAGCCCCGAAUCGAUGAGCAAGGAAUUGAAGGGCUUGCGUACCGAGUUGGCCGACGAGUCCGGGCGCGGCGGAGGUUUCUUUUUUCAAGACGACUGA
This is a messenger RNA of Colletotrichum destructivum, 627 nucleotides long. RefSeq names its product Putative protein kinase-like domain superfamily. NCBI's taxonomy places the organism in Eukaryota, Fungi, Ascomycota, Sordariomycetes, Glomerellales, Glomerellaceae. The transcript has 3 exons. Bases 1 to 627 code for a protein of 208 amino acids. The record is from RefSeq and is a predicted model, not a curated record.